Fomitiporia mediterranea MF3/22 is the source of this 732-nucleotide messenger RNA. RefSeq lists its product as uncharacterized. The transcript has 5 exons. The record is from RefSeq and is a predicted model, not a curated record. Bases 447 to 665 code for a protein of 72 amino acids. Lineage: Eukaryota; Fungi; Basidiomycota; Agaricomycetes; Hymenochaetales; Hymenochaetaceae.
CUAACGCUCCCUGAUGCAUACUUCUGUUAACACUUCAGCUUCCGUCUGGCGCGUUCGCAGGAGAUAGAUUCGGAGAGACCAACGCAUUGUUUCCAUACUGCACGAUCAGCGCAUUAUCAUUACUUAGUUAACUUUCCGCACUCGUCAGGGAUGGGUCUGAUCGACGAGGACACGCAAUGACGCAUAUCGGGUAAUGCAGGAAAUCCGAUGGAGGAUUUGGAACUUCAACUGAUUACUGUGUAAAAGACCCUUGAGGUGCUUAUUGGCUUGGUAUUCGUCUGUGUCAGUGCGCCAGCUGUUCUGGAUCAACUGGACCUCGUCGACGUAGAUACGCUCGCAUGUUGACUCGCUCAACGUCAACUUCCCUGUGGCGGAUAAAACGGUCUGCAUGCUACAGUUUUUGGGACCUCUCGGCUCUCUCAACACUGAACAAGCACAUCGAAUAAAUGUUGAGAAAUGACCCAGAGGAAGGUUGGAUCGCCGAUCGACCGAAUAACACUGUAGACGUCUUUCACACCCACCCCGGCGUUGCAGGUCUCUCAUUACUCGGAUACCCGAAUCUAGAAGAUCUCGACCCAGUGUACUGCAUGCCUGCACGUGUUUCCGAGAAGCUGGGUCUACGGAAAGCGUGGAAAGCGUUACCGAGAAGAGAGACUUGGCCAUGACGAUGCAAUACUCAGAAGUGUGGCUGUACGCACUCGUGCAAUUUGUACAAUAAAUGUAUGGCAUUCC